UUUUUCCCUCCUCCCCUCCACUACAUUGCUUCUCCUCUCACCUUCUGUCUAGUUUGUAAAGCACUCUUCUGAACGAACGAGUUCGUGUGAGUACACAAGGACAGAGACCUCAGGCCAGCACCGGCUUACAGGCUGCAGGGAAACCACAAGGAAAUACAUGCAUUCACUCACACGCUCACUUACACACCAACUCCAAAGGGAAACUGCAGUGUAAACACCCGAGGACAAAAAACGUCAAGAGUCUAGACAGAGCGGCUAAACUUCAAAGUGUUGAAGACGAAAGGAGAGCAAGAAGAGGAGAAACGAGAGGAGCGAUUGAAGGAGAAUGGCCAUGGCAGGCACUCAGAUUUCAAGCCGGCUAGCUCUGAUCAUCUGUCUGCUGCUGCUCGUCACCAGCACAGAGAGCAAACGCAGACUCAGGAGGAGAGGACUCGGUCAGAAGGACUAUGAAUACCCAAACCUCUUCCAGUCCAAUCAACACCAAAAGAAUGAUCGGUGCCCACCUCCACCUCAGAUGCUUCCCGAGCGGGCGUGUGAGGUGCCCAGUUGCCGCUCAGACUCAGAGUGUGAGAGACACAAACGCUGCUGUUACAAUGGCUGCACCUAUGCAUGUUUGGAGUCAGUUCAACCUCCACCGGUGCUGGACUGGUUGGUGCAACCCAAGCCACGGUGGCUUGGUGGAAAUGGCUGGCUCUUGGAUGGACCAGAAGAGGUUCUCCAGGCUGAGGCAUGCAGCACUACAGAAGAUGGGGACGAGCCCUUACACUGUCCUACUGGAUAUGAAUGCCACAUCAUCAACCCUGGAAACCCCUCUGCAGGCAUCCCCAACCGAGGGCAGUGUAUAAAACAGCGGGGAAACUCAGGAAGUAACAUAGCAGUGGGUUAUGAGAAACAUCACAAGCAUAUGGGCUGAACAGUAAGGUGACCAUCAUAGAUCUACAGAAUUGAUGCAAAAAAAAAAAAAAAAAAAAACAGCCAACACUUUUGCAGAAACUGGAUGUCCUUACCUUAUGGUUUAAAAAGCUGGGUUUUGGUGAUUUAUUGAAGGUGCUAUUAUAUGGAAAUGUCAACAUUUUCAAACACCACUCAGCAUGUUAUAACUGGCUAGCUUGAAACACAAAGUGCAUCAUCACAAUAUUUAAUAAACCCAUUUUUGGUUAAAAAAUAAAUAAAUAAAUA
Clarias gariepinus (North African catfish) is the source of this 1179-nucleotide messenger RNA. It is a transcript of the gene wfdc1, whose product is annotated as WAP four-disulfide core domain 1. Gene Ontology annotation, biological process: regulation of cell growth. Gene Ontology annotation, molecular function: peptidase inhibitor activity. Bases 326 to 913 code for a protein of 195 amino acids. Lineage: Eukaryota; Metazoa; Chordata; Actinopteri; Siluriformes; Clariidae. The transcript has 6 exons. The record is from RefSeq and is a predicted model, not a curated record. Gene Ontology annotation, cellular component: extracellular region.